AUGGAUGAUUUGCCUAACUUCAUAGAUGGUGUCAGUAUUGACGGGCAAGAAGUUUACAAUGCUGGCGAACACAGUGUUAUACUCAUGGUUAUAGAUGGCUUAAGAUAUGACUUUGCUACAGAAGAAUACAUGCCAUACACAGGGGAGCUAUUAAAAAAUAAAUCUGCAUGUAUCUAUGUUUCUGUAGCAGAACCACCCACCGUAACAAUGCCCAGAAUUAAGUCACCGGAGAGAAAAAAGGAGAAAGCACAAUGGAGGCGCACCAUAAACUUCUGGCGAGAUAUAUUUGCCAUGAUGACGGGCAGCAUUUCGACGUUCGCCGACGUCGCCCUGAAUUUCGGGGCCCCGGCUGUGCGAGGGGACAGCGUUUUGAGGGUCGCCUCGUCCAGGGGCAGACGCUCGGUCCUCUACGGCGACGACACGUGGUUGCGCCUCUUCCCCGGCAUGUGGGCGGAACACGACGGGACCACUUCCUUCUACGUAACGGACUACACGGAAGUUGAUAAUAAUGUCACCCGCCAUUUGGACAAAAUUCUGACACCCGACGAGAAUAGCAAGCCAGUUUUCGACUUCCUCGUCCUGCACUAUUUGGGGCUAGACCACAUCGGCCACUUGGAGGGUGCGCGCAGCCUGAAAAUCAAGCCCAAGCUUAUUGAAAUGGACCAAGUGGUCGAGAAAAUAUACACCGCUAUGCAGAAAUGGGACCGCACCGGGGUACUGAUAGUGUGUGGCGACCACGGAAUGAGGGACGCGGGUGGUCACGGCGGGGCCACCACAGCGGAGGUUCUGGUACCACUCCUGGUGCUGAAGAGUGACGGUUUCCAAUGUCCGCAUCCACUGGGGCCGGGGCCGACUGUGGCGCAGGUGGACGUGGCGCCGACUGUAGCAUGGCUGCUUAGGGCUCCGCCACCAGGUGACAGCGCCGGCCGGGUGUUACCCGCUCUCAUGCCAGCGGAUACCCGCCAGCAUCUGUACCUGCUGCAUACACUGGCAUUGGGGAAUGCGCGUAGCGGGUUGCCGACCAGCGCAGAAUUCUACAUGCAAUUCAAACGCGCGGAGAAACAAUUCGCCCAAUACCUGUCCACGGGCCAGCGGAGCGCCGCCAAGAUCGCGAAGGAGUUCUACGACGAGUCUCUGCAGGAGAUGUCCAAAUACCUGACGGAGACCACGGCCGAGUUCGACCUGUUCGCCAUCACCCUCGCAACGGUUUUGCUGUACAUGAUCGCCGCUUCUUUACUCUGCGUGACUCUCUACUCCUUACAAACGGAGACGCGCCCCAAAAGCUUGCACGGCCACGCGCGCUCCACCCUGAGCGGUUUCAUCGCAUUCCUCGUCAUGUAUCUAGUCUUCUCCUGCUCGCUGGUCAUCGCGUGCUUCAUCACGGAGACGAGGAGCCGCUUCUGCAGCUUCGAGCCCCUCUGGUGCGUCGGAUUCCUCGCGGCCGCGUUCGCUAUCACCGUCGCCUACUUCCUCGUCAAGGCCGCCGUCGAAACGGUCAAGGACACGACCGCGUUGCGAGAGCUCAACGCCAUCGACCACCUGCUGAUACUCGGCACGCUGUUCCACUCCUGGUCGUUCUUCGGCACCAGCUUCAUAGAGGAGGAGCACCAUGACGUGAGAUGGAGCGGCGCGACGGAGACGCAGGAGAAGCCGGAGCUGGAGGGGAGGAUGGGCCAGGUCGGCGUGGGUAUACUGCCGCAGUGGGUGCUGCUAAUCGCCCUGCACAGGUACCUCCGCACGAUGAAUCAAACAGGCGACAGAUGGCUGUUCCUGCCUGACACAGCAGACUGGCUGAACGCGCCAGAGAACGCUUUCUAUCUUCAAGCGCACUUACUGAUAGGAACCGUAUCGACUCUCGGCAUAUGCCUAUGGAACGUGAGGCACAUGAACAACCGGAUGCACGUGCACACCGCGCUGACAGCCGCCGCCGGGGCCUGCGUGAUGCUGUACAGGAUCGCCGCAGGCGCCCUGGACUCGCCACACCCUUGGCUGGGGACCUUGGACAAGGUGGCGAUAGUCGACGUCUUCUGGGCCCUGCUGGCCGCGCAGUUCCUUUACGAAACACUCAGCUAUGUAGGCGUGUUCAGGGUCUGCAGCCCAGCAGACGGCUUCGGCUACAGCAAGCCCAAAGAGAAGACGGAGGAUCACCACUACGAGGCGAUGGACGAGCCCUGGAGCCUGGACAGCGCGAAGCUCACCCUGGCCCGCUCUCUGACCCACUUGAUGCUGAACGACCUGAUGCUGAUCAUCGCCUUACUGAUGAGGCCGCAUAACGUGAUAAUGGUGCCGAGCGUUAUAGCUACCUGCUCGCUGACCGCAAGAUGCCUCGACCACAGCCUUCUAGACUAUCGGAGCGGCCGCGGCAAGGAAGUGGCCGAUUUGAUAGGGCAAACGCUCGCGCAUCUAUGGAUCGGGAUGCUGUUCUUCUUCUAUCAGGGCAAUUCGAACAGCCUCGCGUCCGUGGACCUGGGCGCGGGCUACGUGGGCCUGAGCGCGUACUGCCCGCUGCGCGUGGCCGCGCGCAUGGGGCUGCACGCGUACGCGGGGCCGGCGCUCAGCGGCGCCGCGCUCUACUGCCGCCUGGCGGACCGCGCGCCCCACUGGACGAGCUACCUGGAGUCGGUGUGGCGCGUGUGCAACGUGCACGCCCUGCACCGCGUGUACUCCGUGGCCGUGUACGCGCUGGUGGCGCUGGUCUUCCGCCACCACCUGUUCGUGUGGUCGGUCUUCUCGCCGAAGCUGCUGUACGACCUGGCGGCGACCGUGCUCGCGGUGCAGGCGCUCGCCACCGUCGCCCAGAUAGUCGUCCUGACGAACCUCACCGCCAGAAUAGCGAGGGCGCUCGCGUACAGAGCCGCGUCGCGUUCCCCCCCUCAUCCCCCAAAGUAUGUAAGGGUGACUUUGGCUGAAGGUCUACAUGUCGCCCAUCCCCUGUUCAGUAACGCAGCCCCCCUCCCCCCUCCAAGGUAUGUGAGGGUGACUUUGGCUGAAAGUCUGCAGGUGACCCAUCCCAUAUUCAAUAACGCAGCAAAGGUAUGUAAGGGUGACAUUCCUUUACAAGUCCGCGUCGUUAUAGCACUACCGGCGCUUACCGGCCUUGUCCCAUUCCGUUCGACAUUACAACAUGCAAUACGC
Iphiclides podalirius (scarce swallowtail) is the source of this 3135-nucleotide messenger RNA. NCBI's taxonomy places the organism in Eukaryota, Metazoa, Arthropoda, Insecta, Lepidoptera, Papilionidae. The record is from the annotation of a GenBank genome assembly.